UUCUUUUAUUAGUACGUGACGGGGGCCGAGGUAGAUUCGUUCCGUACAGAAAUUCUGCAUUGACGCUGUUGCUAAGAGACUGUUUAAGUGGUGACUCUAGCACUUUUAUUAUUGCAACAAUAUCUCCAAGUAUCAGCUGUUUAAGUGAGACUGCCUCAACUCUACGUUGGGUAGCGAGAGCCCGAUAUUUGCCAGUUAAAAAUCCUAAUAACAAAGAUAAUUUAACAACAAAAUCAGCGCUGCAAGCGCAAUAUAAUCAAUUAUUACUUGAACUCACCAAACACUAUAUUCGUUACGUACCUGCAACAGGUAAAAUAGUAUUUGAAGAAAAGCACUGGGAUUUAAACGUUGAAAAGAUCCGCAAAAAAGAAAAUAUAGGGAAUAUUAUGAAUUAUUCGCUAGCAAAAGUAACAAAUAACCUUGACUCUGUAAAACAAACUAUGGCCGACGAAUGUUCUAAUUUAGUCUCAAAAGUUGACAAACAAGUUAUUGCCAAAGAAAUAAAUAAUGAAAUCGAUAAUAUACUGGGAGUGCCUAUAGCACGCAGUGGCACUGAUAUUGAAAUAGUUAUGCCUACAAAAAACGAAAGACAAUAUAGAUCUCAAGAAGUUCUUGCUCUAGAAAAAGUUGAACAGUUACAGCUUAAUAAAGAUAAUCUUUCCGACCCAAGACUCUAUGAAGAUAGAUUAGAUAAAACAAAAUCUGUCAAUAUAAAUAUCAAAUCACCAGUUUCCAUUUUGUAUGACAAAAACCAAAGAGCUGAAAUAGUUGCAUCGGUUACAGAAAGGCUUUAUUCAAAAUUGAAAAAUAACGAAAUAAGCGAACAAAAACAGGAAGUCACUACAGAUAAAAAAAAUUCACACCCCAUGAAUGAAUUAAAAAUUUGCACCAAUGCCCGCCAACGGUUAAUGGAAAUAAGCCAAAAAGCAAUACGAAAUAAGAGGAGAAUCGGUAUACCAGCUUAUACACAGACAAGAAAAAAUAUUAUACGUAUGAGAGACCAGUGUAUAGACGCACAAAGAGAUUUGAUAUCCUAUAGACACUUAGAAUUAAAUAAUAUCGAACACUUAUGUUACCGAGACGUUAGCACAGAAACUAAACCUCUAACUCCUCGUUAUAAAGAAGUCGCCACCGGCUCCGAUUACGGAAACUUAUCCACGAAGGACAACUUUACUACGACGGAAUUGAACAGGAAAGUUUAUACGCAGACCGGUACUAUGACUGCUAUAAGUAGCAAAGAAAGGUGUACUCAAACGUUAACCGUUGUAAAAGCCCCGAAAAAGAAAAAGCGAUCAAUUAUAUCAAAAUAUUUAAAACAUUUUGAAAGGAAACCUAUAAAUAAUACACCGUCAAUUAUCAAUAUUAAUAUUUCACCGCUGUAUAAUCAGGAAAUCGAGCCUGAACAUUCUGAAGACGGUAGUAAUCAAAAUAUUCAAUGUAAUAUUAUUGCUCCUGAUCUUCUUAAGAACCAUGGAAUUGAAUCAUUACAAACGAAAACGAACCCAAUAAAUCAAGACCAAAGUAGUGAUGAAGACAGUUCCUCGUGUGAUGUCCAGGUUGAAGCUCUAGAAGCUGUUGUAACUGACGAUGGUACUGAUAGUUCAGAAAUGUUUAUGUUACCAAAACCUUUACUCUAUAAUACAAACACACAUGAGAAACAAUCGACGAAAACAAGAAAUUUGUGUUCGUCAAAUGAAGGGGAGCAUGAUAAUCAUUCGAUGAAGUAUUCCGAUAUCGAAGAUGACUUAAGAUCUAAAUUAUACUUAAAUAAAUCGUUCAGAAGUUUAGAUACAGACGAGUCAAUUACUUCUACGAAAAUUGAGGAUUGGUGUUGUAAACGAAGCAAUUCGUUAAGACGAAGUAAUACAAAUCAGAGAACCAAAUUUAAAACCGCUAAAACUAAGUUAUAUAAAGAGUUUUUAGGCUUGAAAAAGGAAAACGAUAGCGCUGAAGAGUCCUCUUCCAAUAGCUCGUUUUAUUGUUCUUCGUCAAAUAAUAUUAACAAUAGCAUGAUACCAAGAAAGUCCUUUAUUGAAAAAACAAACGACGGGUCUUUUAAAAAUGUUGAAAGCAAAAUUGAAAAUUCUUGUAAAAACCUCGAAUCAGCAACAAAUAAUUAUGAAAACUACCUACACAACUAUAAGAGGAAUGUUAAACCUGUUUUAAGACCACCUACAGAAUAUCUGCAACAUUUGAUAGAGAUAAGAAAAGAGUUGGUAAAAGAUGAUUGAAUAGGAUUGUGUUAGUUUAGUCUUUACAUACAUACAGUAUACAGUCCUUUGCAUAAAAUAUAAGCUAGCGAUAAUACGUUAAUGGAUUAUUUAUACUAUGUUAGUUUCUUAAUCAUAACAAUGGUAUAUAUUAGAUUGUAUAAUGUAUUCUUGACAUUUGUAUUUUGAUGUGUAUGAACUUUUCCGGUUUGUAAAAGUUAUUAGUCAUUCAAACUUAAA
This is a messenger RNA of Pieris brassicae (large cabbage white), 2450 nucleotides long. RefSeq lists its product as uncharacterized. The transcript has 3 exons. The record is from RefSeq and is a predicted model, not a curated record. Bases 387 to 2231 code for a protein of 614 amino acids. NCBI's taxonomy places the organism in Eukaryota, Metazoa, Arthropoda, Insecta, Lepidoptera, Pieridae.